GGCUCCUGCUCGGGACAAUGAAAGUCUUCAGUUAUAUUUUAGUUUAUCGCCGGUUUCUCCUUAUAGUUCUCCCUCCGUUGGUUUUACUGCCGCUGCCAAUCAUCGUUCGCACCAAGGAGGCCGAAUGCGCCUACACCCUGGCCGUGGUGGCCGCGCUCUGGCUCACGGAGGCCCUGCCGCUGCCUGUCACCGCCCUGCUGCCCGGACUCCUGUUUCCGCUCUUCGGGAUCACGGCCUCCAAGGAGGUGGCAUCUGCUUAUUUCAAAGACUUUCACCUACUGCUAAUUGGAGUCAUCUGUCUAGCAACAUCAAUAGAAAAAUGGAACUUGCACAAAAGGAUUGCUCUGAGGAUGGUGAUGACAGUGGGUGUGAACCCAGCAUGGCUGACGCUGGGGCUCAUGAGCAGCACCGCCUUCCUGUCCAUGUGGCUCAGCAACACGUCAACCGCUGCCAUGGUGAUGCCCAUCGUGGAGGCCGUGGCCCAGCAGAUCAUCAGUGCCCAGGCAGAGGUGGAGGCCACUCAGAUGACCUCUCUCGGUGGAUCCACCAACCAUGGACUGGAGAUCGACGAAAGUGUUAAUGGACAAGAAACAAAUGAGAGGAAUGAGAAAACAAUACCAGCUCCAGGAUACGGUAAUGAUGCAGGAAAAAUUUCAAGCAAGACGGAGCCAGAAAAGAACUCAGACACAGGAACCAAGUACCGGACAAAGAAGGACCACAUGAUGUGUAAACUUAUGUGUUUGUGUAUCGCUUACUCUUCUACCAUUGGUGGACUCACAACGAUCACAGGCACUUCUACCAACUUGAUCUUCUCUGAGCAUUUCAAUACGCGCUACCCUGACUGCCGCUGCAUUAACUUCGGAUCCUGGUUUCUGCUCUCCUUCCCGGCUGCUGUGAUCAUUCUGCUCUUGUCCUGGAUCUGGCUCCAGUGGCUUUUCCUAGGGUUCAACUUCAAGGAGAUGUUCAAAUGCGGCAAGACCAAAACAGCCAAACAAAAAGCUUGUGCCGAGGUGAUCAAACAAGAAUACCAGAAACUCGGGCCAAUGAGGUACCAGGAGAUCGUGACCUUGAUCCUCUUCAUCGUGAUGGCUCUGCUCUGGUUCAGCCGGGAUCCUGGGUUUGUGCCCGGUUGGUCGGCGCUGUUCUCCAAGUAUCCUGGUUUUGCUACAGAUUCAACUGUUGCCUUGCUUAUAGGAAUCCUAUUCUUUAUUAUCCCAGCUAAGAGAUUGACUAAAACUACACCUACAGGAGAAAUUGUUGCUUUUGAUUAUUCUCCACUGAUCACUUGGAAAGAAUUCCAGUCAUUCAUGCCCUGGGAUAUAGCCAUACUUGUUGGUGGAGGGUUUGCCUUGGCAGAUGGCUGUGAGGAGUCAGGAUUAUCUAAGUGGAUAGGAAAUAAAUUAUCUCCUCUAGGUUCAUUACCAGUUUGGCUGAUAAUUCUGAUAUCUUCUUUGCUCGUCACAUCUUUAACAGAGGUAGCCAGCAAUCCAGCUACCAUUACCCUCCUUCUCCCUAUAUUAUCUCCUUUGGCUGAAGCCAUUCAAGUGAACCCUCUUUAUAUUUUGAUACCUUCUACUCUGUGUACUUCAUUUGCAUUCCUCCUACCAGUAGCAAAUCCACCCAAUGCUAUUGUUUUUUCCUAUGGCCAUCUAAAAGUUAUGGACAUGGUUAAAGCUGGACUUGGCGUUAAUAUUGUGGGUGUUGCUGUGGUGAUGCUUGGCAUGUCCACCUGGAUUUGGGCUCUAUUUGACCUCUCUACUUACCCUUCCUGGGCUCCUCCAAUCAGUAAUGAGACCAUGCCAUGACAAGCUGAAUGUUAUGACUAUCCUUUGGUCCCCGCGGAUUUUAUGUUGUCGACGUCGUGGUCAGAACAAGCACCUGUUCCGCGAGCUGCCGCGCCCGUGGAUUCCACACGAUGCCCAGUGAUUCACUGUAAUCCGUCCUGCUCCUGUCACUUGUGCACCGUGGGAGAAGCUGCCGUCUCCCCCGUUCCUGUGGGACGCAGCCUGUGUCACCGCUUUCCUGACUUGGAUCUCUGCUCCUAGUCAGGUUAGGCCGUCACCCUUUCGCGACCGGGCCCAGGUGCUGCCCGAAGAACACUGGCUGCACGCAGAGAAGAGCAGUGGAGCCCCGGCUGCUCCUGGUGUGUGUCCCGGGCCCCAGACACCCCCGGUGUCGGGCACCGGCCCUGAGGACUUGGGGGCCAGGGCCGCUCCCCACCCCUUCCCCAGUAGCGGGGGACAGCGGGCGCUCGGAGCUGGCCUGGGCCCGGCUCCCACGACAGGGCCAGCGUCCUCCUGGGCGCAGGCCUGGCCCCACGGCUCUCAGGCUCCCACUUGCCACUCGGGACGGCAGCCCUAAGGGCACUUAGGGCUUCCUACACUGGGCCCAUUCCCUGUCACCUCACCACUUUGUUAAAGGUGGAAAAUUAGUUUAACUCUGAUUCAGCGGCAGCAGGAUCAGUGGAGGACACGUCCUCAGCAUUUCCCUCCUGCCCUUCCCAUUAGGGUGCAGCUGGCGCCGCCAGGGAGGUUGGGUCAGCACGGCACCAGCCAGCACCCGCGUGCCUGUGCAAAAACACGCAAAGGCAGCCGGACAUAAUGCAUUAUUUGGAAUUAUACGCCUAAAAUCUCGCCGGUGACAAUAGAAGAUUCUAAAUGAUCCUCACAGGAUUUUGUUGUUGUUGUUAUUUUUCCCUUCUUCAUUCAUUUGGUGCUAUUUUCUAAAGCCUCGCUCACUGCCUUUGCACGCUUAUCCCGCGGUCUUCGGCGGGGUUCACAUAGAUGAGGGGCAGUACCUGCAUGGCCCCCAGCCGCCACGGGGAGCACCUGACCUGUGUCUUCCUGGCACUGAGCCCCCGGCCCACGGCCAUCUGCUGAGGCUGCGCCAGGCCUGCCCCAUCUGCUGGCCACGGGUCUGGGCACUGCAAAGCCAGGGGGGCCUGGGAGGGAGGCCCCCGGACUCAGGCGGGACAGACGUGUAGACAAUGGCCCUCCUCGGGCCUGGACACCGCCCAUCCCGGGGUGCUGCUCGCUGCCUGUGGUCGCCCCCCUCCCACCCGCCGACCUGGCAGCAGCUCCCCGAGCAGCCCCCCAGGAACCCCAAGUGUGGCCUCCAGCCUCAGAGGCCCUGGGGGGUGUGGGGCCAGAGCAUCCCUGGGGAGGGGGCCUGGGGGGGCGCGGGACCAGAGCAUCCCUGAGGAGGGGCCCUGGGGUCAUGGGGACCUGGGGCAGCCACCAGCACCUGUUGCCCGGACCCGGGGUGACACCUGUCUUGCUCCUAAUCUUCAGGAGACCUGAUGGCAGGGAGCAGGGAGGCUGUCCUAGAGACAUGAGGUCUAAGAUCCCAUGUGGACAAAAGCAAAUAGAAUCCUUUUUUCUGGGGAUCCCUGGGGGGUUCAGAAGUUUAGCACCACCUCUGGCCCAGGGCGUGACCCCAGGGUUCCGGGAUCGAGUCCCGCGUUGGCCUCCCUGCAUGGAGCCUGCUUCUCCCUCUGCCUGUGUCUCUGCCUCUCUCUCUCUCUCUCUCUCUCUCUCUCUCUGUGUGUGUGUGUGUCUCUAUGAAUAAAUAAAUAAAUCUUAAAAAAAAAGAAAAGAAAAGAAUCCGUUUUCCCUGAGCAGAAGUGACACGGAUAGUGCAGGGUUCGGGAACCGGUGACAUGGCUGUGACCAAGUGGCCUGAGGCCUUCGGAGUCGUGGUGGCGACAGGACAGCCACAAGCCUUGCGCAGCGACACCAUCCCCGAUACUGGGACCCCCAGAGGGCUAACGCCCAGCCCCAGGCCCUGUCUCCACCGCCCUCCGCCACACACCACUGGGGGGAUGCGAUCCCAGCAGAUUCAAGGAUGUGAUAGUGGGAGGUCGACCUGGAAUGAAAGUCUCACUCUAAGUUUUGCCUUGUUUAUGUUCGUGCUUCGUCCGUAUAUGUGUUUCCCUUAAUAUAUAUUCAUAAUACGACACACCAUGACAUGCCUGUUCCCUGAGUUCCCAACCGUGGCAGAGAACGUCUGUGCACGAGGAGCCCACGCGGCACUGCUGGGGGCACCUGCGCUGGGGCACCUGCGGAUGCCGGCAGUGCCCCGGCCCACGGUGCUAGGGAGUGAGAGCCCCCGGCCGCCAGGUGACCCCUGACAGUAGCCACACUCUGCUCCUACCGGGAUGACCGACCAUUUUCACUUACCCUCAUUUUUUUCCCCCAACAAUUGAUAUUUGCAACUUUCCUAUAAUCUCGGCCCACUUGGUGAACAGAUAAUCAGUAUUUGAUGAUUUAAGCCUGCAUUUCCCUGAUUGAUAAUGAGAAUAUUUUUAAUUUCUUCUCUGAAUUGCUUCUUCAUGUUUUCCCAUUUAUGUUUCUGUUGAGCUGUUGGGCUUCUGUUCGUCAAACUACCAUCUCCUUGUACCUUCCUAUUUGUAAUCCUUUGACACUUGC
Messenger RNA from Nyctereutes procyonoides (raccoon dog), 4427 nucleotides. It is a transcript of the gene SLC13A1, whose product is annotated as solute carrier family 13 member 1. The record is from RefSeq and is a predicted model, not a curated record. Gene Ontology annotation, cellular component: membrane. NCBI's taxonomy places the organism in Eukaryota, Metazoa, Chordata, Mammalia, Carnivora, Canidae. The transcript has 16 exons. Gene Ontology annotation, molecular function: sodium:sulfate symporter activity. Bases 18 to 1805 code for a protein of 595 amino acids. Gene Ontology annotation, biological process: monoatomic anion transmembrane transport.